UGAAAGUGGAGAAAAAACGACUUUUAUUAUCCCAAACUUGAAUCCAAAAAGUUCCGGACAAACCAAACAAAAUCCCUAAAAGCUAAUCUCACUUCUUCCAUGGCAGCUAGUGCAAACCUUCCAUCUUCAAUCACCUUACUCUUCAUUUUGCUCCUCUUACUGAACUACAGCUCUUCAUCUUCCUCAAUUCUUGGAUCAGCCAAGACUUUAACUGAAUCAGCAAAUCAGAAACAAACAAAAAACAACCAGAAAAAUCAGAUCCCGAAUUGCGAAGAAGUGGUCGAUAAAUCUCACUGUGUUUCCGAUCCUAAAUGUCGAUGGUGUCGCAGCGAAGUCCUUGAUUCUAUGUGUACUUCUAAGCUUGAAGCUUGGCGUCUUCCUUCUCAGUGCCCUCACGUGCGGGAUCCAGCUGGAUUUGCCCUUAAUUGUGUCAAGACCUUAAGAGAUGCUCGCAAUGGUACCAUCAGUUGUAAAAUAGUAAAGGACAAUAGCAUUGUUCUUUGAGCAGCUCCUUGCCAGCAGUCAUAUGCUAUGUUUUCUAUAUCUGAAUCAAUGCAACUACUCAUUUGCAACCUCUUUUUAUUAUGAUCAUCUGAGUUUCUUAGUCUAUAAAUAACCAUGUAAUGAAACUAUUUAAGCAUAGACAAGAAUGAAAUCAAAUGAUAGUUAUGUACUCAUCUUAAUGUAUUCUCUAUUUUAUAAAUCUGUUCUCUAACUUGGGUUUUCUCUUCUUUUGAUCUAUAGCUUCUGUUGGUGUUAUAAUUAGAGCUAUUAAUUGGGCCAACGGGGCAAAGCCCUUUUAGACUUAACCUGCCCAACUCAUUUUAAAAAAGUUCUUCCAAUGAUAUUUUAGUCUUACUUUGUAGUCAUUUGGGUUGACCCGCCUAUAUAUAGUAAUGUCAUAGGACCCUUUCCAGCCCGACCUUGACUCUUUGCAUCAAAGCCCGACAAUGAUUUGAUUCAUUAUUAACUCGACCGAUUAAUGAUUCACUCCUGACCAGUUAGGUUGACCAGUCCCAUUGAAUAUCUCGAGUUAUCAUUUUGACUAAUACAUUAGGCUAACUAUGUAGAGGUUUACAUUGUAUAAGAGCAAGUUCAUGACAUCUAUCCUAUCUCUACAUAUCAAGUUCUUGCUCUUCCAAAGCUACUCUAAAACAGAAGUCUUUUAAAGAGUUUAAGAA
Molecule: messenger RNA, 1181 nt
Organism: Amaranthus tricolor (Joseph's coat)
Lineage: Eukaryota; Viridiplantae; Streptophyta; Magnoliopsida; Caryophyllales; Amaranthaceae
Exons: 3
Coding region: 100-504 (134 amino acids)
Source: RefSeq, a predicted model, not a curated record